This is a messenger RNA of Diaporthe amygdali, 873 nucleotides long. RefSeq names its product mmecr1 family protein. The coding region runs from base 1 to 873 and encodes 290 amino acids. NCBI's taxonomy places the organism in Eukaryota, Fungi, Ascomycota, Sordariomycetes, Diaporthales, Diaporthaceae. The record is from RefSeq and is a predicted model, not a curated record. The transcript has a single exon.
AUGGCCACCGCCGAACACUGCCUCUACUGCUUCGAGACCCUCGCAGCGAAGCUCGAGAACCGCAAAGGACUAGACCUGGAAGAGGUACAGAACUCCUUCACCGAGUACUCCGCCUUCCUCGCCUCCGACGACGCCGCCGAAGCCAAGUCCAACAAGCCCGUCAAGAAGCUGCCCGCCCUGCGCCGCCUUGUCGGCAACACCAGCUCCUCUAGCUCCUCGUCCUCGUCCACAUCCUCCCUGCAGUCUCCCGAGUCCGCAUCGGGCAGCUCCAGCUCCACCUCCCUGUCAGCAAACACCUCAGCGACGUCCGUGGUCGGCGGCGGCGCAGCCGAGCCCGUGACGGACCCGGACGCCGAGUACCCGCUGUUCGUGACGUGGAACAAGGCCGCGGGCGGGGGCGAGUACCACCUGCGGGGGUGCAUCGGGACGUUCGAGGCGCAGCCGCUGGCCGAGGGCCUGUCGUCGUACGCGGUGAUCGCGGCGCUGCACGACAGCCGCUUCAGCCGCGUGUCGGCGCGCGAGCUCCCCUCGCUGCAGGUUGCCGUCACGCUGCUGACCGACUUCGAGGACGCCGCCGAGAUCCUCGACUGGGAGCUCGGCACCCACGGCAUCCGCAUAUCUUUCCAGUGGGACGGCCGUCGCCACGGCGCCACCUACCUUCCCGACGUCGCUACCGAGCAGGGCUGGACCAAGGAGCAGACCCUCGUCAGCCUGAUGCGCAAGGCCGGCUGGGAGGGCAGGCGGGACCGGUGGAGGGAGGUCGCGGACGCCGGCGCUAUGAAGGUCGUUAGGUACCGCGGCGACAAGGAGCAGCUCCUGUACGACGAGUACAGGGGCUGGAGGGAGUGGGCCGACGAGCAUUGGGAGCUUUGA